UAUGAAGAAGGGAGAGAAAGUAUCCCUGAACAUCCGUAUCUCUUUGAGACUGAUGUAGAGAUUUGUUUGAUUGGUGGUAGUUGCAAAAGUCCCAUUGAAAGAUUUUGGAAUGGAAGCGAUAUGAUAUAUAUUUUGCAGAAAGCACGACACAAUGAAGAAAGUGACCCAAUGGAAGAAUCAAAAACAGAUGAUGCUUUUUAUGCCUCUGAGCUUUUACCACAGGAGAGUUCUGGACCAGUGGCACUUUCUGUCCGAAGAGCAAAGCAGUUGAUUUCCUUAUAUGCAAUGGUACAAAAUCCAAACAUGACCCACUUGAAGAUAAAUGAACUGGUUGCGCUUCCUCCCCUCUGGAUAAGGUGUGAUGGCUCCGAUCCUGAACAUACUUGUUGGCUUGGAGCUGAGCCUCUCAAAGCUGGAAACAAAAUCACAGGCAUCAAUUUUUAUAUGGUUACACGUGAUGGUCCUACAGCUGACAAAACCUAUUUUGCAAACCUGGAAGAGCUCAAAAUGGCACAUAAAAUGAAACAUCAUUCAUCUAUUGUGAUGACAAAAGGAUUUGCUCAGUAUGAACUUAUUAGAGCUGCUGCAAUAGAGGACACAAUUGUGGAAUCUGAAAGCAAUAUAUAUGUUGAUAUUACAUGGAAUACUGUAGAUAAGAUUCUGGAAACACCUCCACUAAUUUCAGCUGCCACACUGAAUAUUACACUGGAGUCUGGGGAUCCCAGAAGUCCUGUAUAUCAGCUGUAUAGAGAACUGCAGUUUCUCCUUGCUUUGGCCGAAGGUUUGAAGACAGGCGUGACUGAGUGGCCUGAGCCAUUAGAGUCUGAAUCGGCUGUUGAACUGGUCCAGGAAUUUCUGACUGAUUUAAAGAAGAAGCUGGAUGGAUAUUGUAUAUCUGGAAACAAGAAUGAAACAGAGAAAAUCAAAUGUGACACUGCUGCAGUGGACAGUUCAAUAAAAUCAAUCUUCAGUGAGCGAGGAGACCUGGAUUUUGCUGAGCAAUUAUGGUGCAAAAUGAGAAGUGUCAGUUCCUAUCAGGAGUUGAUAAAGUGUUUCACUCUGAUCCUAAAAUCCUUGGAACACGGUGAGAUACAGCCAUGGAUUCAUCAAGGGAGUAGCAGUUUGCUAAGUAGAUUGAUUCAACAGUCUUAUCAUGGAAAGAUAGAGGUUGUUUCCCUCAGUGGCAUCACUCCAAUUCAAAUGCUCUUGGAGAUUGGUUUGGAUAAGAUGAAGAAGGAUUAUGUCAGUUUUUUCAUAGGCCAGGAACUUGCAACAUUAACCUACUUGGAUUACUUCAUUUCCACAUCCGUAGAUCUACAAGAACAAGUUCAUCGUGUUCAAAAGCUUCACCAUAUGCUGGAAAUAAUGGUCAGCUGUACAGUCUUACUUCAGUUUAAACAUGAGAACCUCUUCCCUUUGACACAAAUUUGCAUGAAGUAUUAUAAGGAAAACCCUCUAAAUGAGAAGCAUGUGUUUCAACUGCCAAUCAGACCAGUGCUUGUCAAGAAGUUCUAUCAAAACGAUCACCCAGAAAUAUGGAAGGUGGAAAUAAGUAGUGGGCAUGGACAGAAGGAGGUUAAAACAACAUGGCAAGUUAGUACUAAUUCUCCAGUUGAACACAUGACAUCAAACAGCACAGGUCUCUUUUCCGAUUCCACAGUUAAUGGAAGCAGUGAAGAAAGAAUGUAUUUUAUUACAAUGGCUAAGUGCAGUCAGGUGCAUUUUGCAUAAGUGCAUGUUACUCUACAGGCAGGCACUUGAAAGGUACAGUAACGGGGAAAGUUCAGUGCUAUCUGUGUCCCAACAGUAUAUUUAGAAACACUCUGUGAUUUGAAGAACAGUGCGUCUUACUGAGUUACUUGCUUUGGUAUGCCUGAAGUGUGACAUACACAGCCACAAUUCAUCUGUACGCAUCUACUUUGUUUACAAAGGUUGUGCAAUUACAAAUGGACAGUAUAAUUAUUUUGAAAAAAGUAGUAGGUAUUUUUGUCCGUAUAUUUACAAACAUUCAAUAAAGUUCUGCACUUUGGGG
Messenger RNA from Balearica regulorum gibbericeps (East African grey crowned-crane), 2032 nucleotides. The record is from RefSeq and is a predicted model, not a curated record. Lineage: Eukaryota; Metazoa; Chordata; Aves; Gruiformes; Gruidae.